GAGUUUCAAGCAGUCGUACGAUGUCACCUUUCCACUUAUGCUCCGCCCUUUGUUUUAAUUGUUUCGCUUGUGUAACUUGUUAUAGAUGAGAAAAUCCGUUACUUUCUCUUUUUGGGAAGUUGUAUGGUUGAAUUUAGUCGGAUUGUUGGAUAGCGCGUGCGUUAGAUACUGUCUGACCACUGUAAGAUCAUUUUUCAAGGUUUGAACGGUCGCCGGGAGUAAGGAAUCUAGACUGGAGGGGAGGUAUGGCCGAGAGGCAGCCAAUGCUCUCGUUUGCUAAGGUGGUCUCGGGCCAAAUUAGCGAGACGAAUUCCGCACAAGCAGCUCCAGUUCGUUCCACAUCGCCCAGUACUCGUCCAGCCGUAGCAGCAUCCAGCCAGAAGUCUGAUCAUAGAAAUGAGAAAAGGCAUGACAAGGCUGAACGCACGGACCGACCGGAGAAAAGUGGCGUCGGUGGCGGAGGAGGCGAGAAACAAGAGAAGCACGAUAGAAAUUUCGGGAACCGUCGUCGCCCACCGAAGUACAGGGACCGUCAUGAUAAACGAGGGAAUAAGCCAGAACCAGUGAAAGAGGAGAAAGCACCUAGCGUUGAGGAGCCUGCACCUCCUCAGGAGCCUGUGGUGCUCGAGCCUGCGCCACUUCCAGCUGUAAAUGCGUGGUUUAGAAAUAAAGGUUCAACAGAUUCGACUCAUGGUAUAGAUGUGGUCACAAAUUCUAACAACGACGAACAUAAGCAUGUAGAAGAUGAAGUCGAGGUAAAGGAAGAUAAUGCAUCAUCUGCCCAAGUAGCACCAGUUGUUGAUGGAACACCGAAAACUAAAAAUGUGGAUCCUGAGUGGCCGACUUUAGACGCUGCGAAACAGGAAGAUUUAAUUGCAAAUGGAACAGAUUCUCGUCAGCAUUCCCCCACAACGGAUUCGGCAAAGGAGGACCAGGAAUCCAUAGGAAAUGGUCAAAAAUCUUCGAAAGGUAGAAGCAACUGGAAGAAAAUUGAAAUCGAUGUGGACUAUGGUAAUAAAGGAAAAGGUUCCGCUACUUCUCGAGAGAAAGGUGGCACGAAGAGGGAUGAGAAGCCAAACGGAAACGUUUUACGUGGACAUCCAGCGCUUUCUGACUCUCCUGACAUGUGUUCAGUGGAUGAAACUGAAACCUGGGUAAUUGACAACACAACGAAUGGUAUUUACUACACGCAAGGCAGUAAUCAAGGCUGGAAAAAGAACCUGAGCGGCGGCGAGGAAUCGAGCGAGUCGCAAAACGCCGGAGCCAUUGGACCAAUGUCUUCGCCAGACCUGUCCUCCACACCUGCAAAGAGUGCAUCGUCGGCGGGCGCAACUGCGAAGAAGCCACAGUCGCCCCAGAAAGAAGAUAAGCCGCAGCCGCUUGCUAAUGGAAGCAACAGACUUUCUACUGGAUCGUCCAAAGGUGUGAGGGGUGAAAUGCGCAGCUCAGGCGCCAAGUCUGACUACUGGCACAAAAAUGCUGAAAGACGAGAUAGCGACAAGCCGAGAGCGUUUUAUCAACGCAACGACAGGUAUCAAUCCCGAAAUCCUCACGCUCCUCCGAAAUUGACUCCAGCACAGCGCAAAGCUCGUGGUCCACUGCCGGAUUGGGAAGAUAUACAGGAUGGCGAGGAUAAUUUCGACUAUAUGAAUCUAAUGGACUCGCAGUACGCACAGUACUACGCAAUGUCGUCAAUACCACCCUUUGAUGGUGUGGGAGGCAUGGAUCCUCAAGUAGCUAGCAUGAUGAUACAGCAAGCUCAGCAGCAUAUGGCUGCUUUCGGUUUUCGACCAGCAAUUCCUCUGAUGCAGCCACAUAUAGUGGCUCCACCUGAGCCAGUCGGCGUUACGCCACUUCUCAGCCCUCAGGGCGCUGUGCUAACGGCUGCAAUUGGCGAUUCGAUCAACACAGCAAUACCAUUUGCACCAAUUUAUCCGACACAACCUCCAUUCGUUCCACUCAAUGAUGAAACGCUGAAGGAUUGUGUGCGCAAGCAAAUCGAAUAUUAUUUCUCUGCCGACAACCUUCAAAAGGAUUUCUUUUUACGCCGUAAGAUGAAUGCGGAAGGAUUUUUGCCGAUCACCCUCAUUGCCUCUUUCCCUCGUGUACGAUCUCUGACACAAGAUCUUGCGCUUAUCUGUGAAGGUCUACGCGAUAGCGAUAAGGUGGAAUUGUCGGAAGACGCUAACAUGGUGCGACCUCGAUUGAACCCUACUGAAUGGCCACUUACUCCUACAGUCCAUCCUGCACAGCCGACUACUAGCCAAAGUGAAAGUCCAUCCGCAUCUAAUCCAGAGUCUACGGAAUCCACAGCUACAAAAAGCAAACCCGCGCAAGAGGAUCAGCCAGCGCAAAGCAGGCAACAGAGAGAAAAUGCAACAACUGCUGAAGCAUCCACAGCUAGCACGCAAUCUAGUGCUGCUGGGAAGAAUGCAGACUUGCAACCACGAGCUACUUCUCCACCGAAGCAGCCAUCGGCUUCUGCGGAAGAGGUGGGUCAAACCAUCGGACAAAUGGGCUGGGAGGAGGUGAAACCAAAAAAGAAAGGAAAAAAUCGUAUGGAGAAGGUCACGGCAACAAAAGAAGUGAAUGCAGAGCAGGAUCUGGAUUUCCAGUUUGAUAACGAACUUGAUUCUACCACGGGAAUAACGGAAACGCCUAGGAAAGACAAGCAGAAGAGUUUUCGGUUGAGCACGCAAGACUACGAGGAGAUCGGAGAUGAUAUUGUAAACAAACUGAUUAUUAUGACUCCUAUGAAGCGAACACUGGACAGAACAGGUGAUUUCACUACGAGAUCAAAGCAUCAGGCUGAAUUCAAUGAGGAAGUGGAGCUUGGUUUGCGACGGUAUGAAGAAGAAUUAUGGAGUGCCCCGGAAAAGGAUGCAUCGGUGAAACCGAAAGUUUCGACUAUCAAUGAGGAAGAAUUUCGCUUGCUAAAGGGCGAAGAAGAUGUUUCGCAAACAACAACUCAGGGACCACCACCUGAUUUGGCGCUAAGUGCGCAGAAUACGCCUCCACCGUCAAUAUGGACGCAAAAAGCAAAGGAGCGUUCGGGUCUAAGUGUUGUGCCGAAGAGUCCGAUGCAGCGUCGUGAAUCAGCGGAGCAAAAGGUGUCGCGAUUUUAUCCGGUGGAGAAACCUGUCACUGUGAUUGAUGCUAAGUCACCUAGGAAGCAGAAAACGAGACACAGCGCUAAUCCCCCUGUGGAAAUGCCUGUUGCAUGGGUGCUAGGUCGUGAUGAUGCACCUCCACCUGCUCCUGUAGGAAUCGCUGCCAGCAGCAGUCAGAUUCCACCCGCUCAUCCAUCAGUUUCUUUACUACAAGAAAAUAAUUUUGUACAAAACGUUUAUUCGACUUGGAGACAGUCGUGUUUGAAGCAGCGAAAGAGUCUCGGUUAUGAUUGUGCCGAAAUGAACACGUUGUAUCGUUUUUGGUCAUUUUUCUUGAGGGACAAUUUUAAUAGGAAAAUGUAUGAAGAAUUUCGUCAGCUUGCUUUGGAAGACGAUGAGAAAGGUUUCCGAUAUGGAAUAGAAGCAUUGUUCCGGUUCUACAGUUACGGCUUGGAAAAACGAUUCCGGCCGGAAAUUUACAAAAAUUUUGUCAAAGAUUGCAUCUAUGAUGUGAAGAAUGGGCAAUUGUAUGGUCUAGAGAAGUUCUGGGUAUUCAUGAAACGGUGUAAAAUUGCCAAACAACUUGUCGUUGACCCGUUUUUGCAGAAGGAGCUUGCAAAAUACAAAACGCCCGAUGAUUUCUACAUUACAAGUGCCGAUGACAAAAAGAAAGUUGCUGCCGCGAAGAAUUAGACUGGUAUGCCACAAUGUGUUCCAUUUCCAUGAUUUGUAUGUUUUUUCUCUGAACUGGUUAUCUCAAAAUAGUUCGUUGUUUUGCCUUUCUAUGGCGUUGUUACCCUACGAUGGAGCUUUUCGUUGAGACGCCCUAAGUUUGGCCCAGGGAGGGGCCUGUUUCUUGUCACAAAGAGUCCUGAUGUGUAUUUUUCACCCGCUUUCCCUCCUUGGACGUCUCUGUAAAACUCGCCACGUUAGUAGAUGAAUUGAAACGUUAGCUGUCUAGAAAGCUCCCGGUUGGAAACUGAUUGUUCUCGAACGUUUGCUCCAAUCAGUGGGGUUAAAUAGUACCUCUUAGAAGGUCGUACUAGUUGUUCUGCUAUAUGUGUUCCGUUUUCCUUUGUUGAAAAUUGCGUUGAAGAUUUCUUCUUUCUUGUUGCUAACUUGAACUAUGUUCACCUAUAUUUUCAAACCACAGUUGAUUUGGGGCUUUUGAUUUCUUUCAUCAUCUAUAUAUUUUCGUCUUCACGCCCAUGUUCUAUCCCCCCAAGUCGAUAUCAUUUUGCUCAUGCAAUCAGUCUCGGUUUUGUUGAAUUCUUCCAAAGUUUAGCAUAGAUUUUCUAUCGUAAAUCACAUCUAUCGCCCACAAAUAGCACAAACACACAACAUUGUUUAUUGUCUUGAAUCCUAUUAUUUUUUGCCCCGCAAUGUUAGAAACAACUUAAAACCCCAAAAAAAUCAAUAUUAGAGAUUGAAUUGUAUUUCUAUGUAUGCGAUCUUUUUACACUUUCGUUUGAAAUAAAUAUGUGCUUCGACGGGAAAUAGUCUUCUGUACUCAUCAAAAAAAGGCUGACUGUAGUAUUGUUUCAUUCUGAGAUUGUCAUUUUCUGCAUCACUGAAGUAUUAUCCGU
Messenger RNA from Cylicocyclus nassatus, 4696 nucleotides. Lineage: Eukaryota; Metazoa; Nematoda; Chromadorea; Rhabditida; Strongylidae. The record is from the annotation of a GenBank genome assembly.